AACAAAUGGAAGACUAAUAAAAAUCAACAAUGCAAAUUACACUUGAGCAAUGUCAAUUAAUAAACAAACUGUAUCAGUGUCGCUGGACUUAAGUAACUUAUAGCUAUCGAAGAUUAAAUAUAAACAUAACAUGGUCGGCAACCACCCGCAUAGCAUUUCGAUAAUACGUCGCAUGUACUUAUAGUAGCUAUUGAUGGUGCGAGUAAAGCAGAAUGCACCCUGACUGGGUGGUACGGUGUUUGCCAGGCCUCAUGCUAUCUUCGGCGACGUGCUGUAGAAUAACACUGUUUACCGAUUAUAUGCAACUGGGUUGGUUGUUGCCUGUUCUGAAAAUAUCAGUUGCUUAUUGGAAGUCAGUUCCGAAGCUUAAAUUUCUCUACGAGCAGGCCCAUCUACAUUGUUUUGCGAGACCGCGCGUGACGGCGAACGAUGACGCACUGGUAGAAUAGCAUCAACCAGCAGUCGUCGUAUUGAAAUUGAUGAACAGUGGAAAUGGUGCAAUUGAUCGAUAUAAUUUUCAGUGUCAUGAAUAGUUUGAAUAGUCACGCUAAUUGCUUCAAGUUGAAAUUUUGUGCUCUGUGCAUUGUCAUGAAACAAACGUAUUGACUGCAAUAAAGAACGUCGGAAGAACAAUUUCAAAUUUCAAGCUAGAUGAACCAGUGAGCAUGUUUCGAACAAAGUUAAGAUCGUCAACUUACGAACACCAUCAGGUGUAAAAUUUUACAAUGUAAAUAGUUUUAGAUUAGAUGACAUGAAAACAAUUUCUUAGGUUAUUUAAAAGAAUUACCUUGUCAUUUAGAAAAUAUUCAUGUGCAUUCGAAUUAUUAUUAUAUGCCCACUAUUAGAAGAAAAAUGGAUGAAUUAAUUGUUAACCUAUAAUAACCAUUGUUAAGUGUUCUCAUUAGGUUGAAAUCUUUUUCUCGCUGUUACCUAGUUUUUAAGCGCUUAAUUGAACGAAUUGAUAUUUCUAUUAUUUUUGCAGAAAGAAUAAUUUAGCUACAGUUCCGUUGCUUGAUGGUACUCACAACGUCUUUUACCCUGACUGUUUUUUUAAGGCAAUCGCAUCCAAAAGUAAGAACACUAAUAUUGGCUGCUAGUAAAUAACCAGUUACAAGAAUUGAUUAUGUUGAAUUAUGUGUUUGAGUUUUUUCCCCAGUUCUGUAAAAUUAUUGGUAGAUGAAAUUUCGUUUCUACAUGUAUUAAAUUAUUGGUAACUAAUUGAUCAGACUACCAGGGUACUAAAAACAGUGAAAUAUGGAUAAUAAGAGAAAUUACGAUCAUGUCAAAGCUUUAGUAAGCAGCAUCCAUGGUUCCUUCCCAAGCACAGUGCUCCCGGGGGACGGGUAUGAUGGCAUUGCUCCCCAGCUUUCUUUUCCGAUGGUGCCGACCAAUGAGCGCCCCACACCUGCUACUGAACUCUCAAGUGAAUGUGAUAAUAAUUCAUCGAAUGGAGUUCCACUACGGCUCAGGAUACCGUCUUUGCUGGUAACAAACUCGCUCUCACCCUGCCACCUGACCAGUAACCCACCGGCAACUAGCGAAAGUGAUCAUUCCCUGAGGCGAUUCAGUUUUGGCCUCAUUAGACGUCACUCCAAUACGGCAUUGAAUCGAUGCGAUUCAAUGGGAUCCCUGAGCCAUCGUGCAUUAUUGCAGUACUUAGAAGCGGAUGAUCUUGUUGGACUUAAAACGUUCCUUGGCACUCGACAGUUGCAAGUUGAUGACCGCGAUGAAAAUGGAACUACCGUGUUGAUGAUAGCCAGUGGCCGGGGUGCUACAAGUUUCGCGAAGGAGCUAAUCGCACGUGGUGCUGAAGUGCAGGCACAGGACUUGGAUAGUUGGUCAGCAUUGCAGUUCGCAGCAAAGGCAGGACACGUGGAUAUAGUGGAGCUUUUGUUAGAUAAUGGGGCAGAAAUUGAACAUCGCGACAUGGGUGGCUGGACCGCUCUUAUGUGGGGAUCCUACAAGGGACACACAGCCGUGGUAUCAUUGUUAUUGCAGAGAGGAGCUGAUGUUCAAGUUCAUGGCAACUAUCAUUUGAAUCCUUUACUCUGGGCUUCCGGACGUGGUCACACCGAGAUCGUUAAACUGUUGAUAAAUAGUGGAGGAGCAAAACCGAAUGUAGGCGACAAGUAUGGAACGACUCCUCUGGUUUGGGCUUGUCGAAAAGGAAAUGCGGAAAUUGUAGAUGUUUUGUUGAAGGCAGGAGCCAAUGUUGAUACAGCAGGCAUGUACUCGUGGACACCACUCUUGGUUGCCGUAAGUGGGGGUUACCAGGAGUGUGUUUCGCUUCUGUUGGAACGCAAGCCAAAUGUGAACGCCUUGGACAAGGAUGGUAUGACUGCACUGUCCAUAGCCUGUCGCGAGGGACUCACGGAAGUUGCAUCCGCUUUGAUAUCUGCUGGAGCUUAUGUGAAUGUACAGGAUCGCGCAGGCGAUACGCCGCUCAUUAAUGCUGUUAAAGGAGGUUACCGCAGUGUAGUAGAAAUUCUGUUAAAACGUCACGUUGACGUAGAUAUACAGGGAAAAGAUAGAAAAACUGCCUUAUACACCGCUGUCGAGAAGGGCCACACAACACUCGUAAAACUUAUCUUACACUCCAACCCGGACUUGGAGCUAUCAACUAAAGAUGGAGACACACCGCUUCUACGAGCGGUACGGAACAGAUAUUUAGAAAUGGUACAAAUGUUACUGGAAAGAAAGGCUAAAGUCGGUGCUUGCGAUAAACGAGGCGAUACUGCGUUACACGUAGCAAUGAGAGCGCGUUCUAAAGCUAUUGUCGAAGCUCUGUUGAGCAAUCCUAAGUACAGUCAAUUACUGUAUCGUUCGAAUAAAGCAGGUGAGACGCCGUACGGUAUUGAUGCAAUGCAUCAGAAAACGAUUCUUGGGCAGGUGUUUGGCGCAAGACGAUUGAACGCAAAUGAAGAUUCAGAGGGAAUGCUAGGAUACGGGUUAUAUUCGUCGGCUCUAGCGGAUGUACUUAGUGAACCUACCCUCACAAUGCCGAUUACUGUAGGUUUAUACGCGAAAUGGGGCAGUGGUAAAAGUUUUUUGUUGGCAAAAUUGCGAGAGGAAAUGAGAAGCUUUGCUCAACAAUGGUCCGAACCACCCAUAAGAGCACCAUUUUUAUUCUUUCUGAUUUGUCUGCAUGUGACAAUUGUUAUUGGUACCAUUGUCGGUCUGGCUACCUGGUGCUACACUUGGGGUAUUGUGACUGGAGUUUCACUAUUAUUUCUAGUGUAUUUUAUCAACUAUCUCCUGAAGUUCCUGGAUAGACGGUAUGAUCUAGAAUGGAUAUAUUCGUUGAAUUAUGGACUUUCGCGGAAGCUUGGAAGACUACGUUUGAUUCUACAAGUUGCAUUCUGUCACCCGCCUGGUCCACAGAAUGACUCCCAACCAAUGCCGGUGCGAUUUCAUUUUGCUGAAGCCAGUGGCGCUGCACCGAAUGGAGAUGUAGCAAUAGCACUGAUGUUAGCUUCCCUGUUCGAUGCUAUCGAGGCUCAUUAUGGAUCUUUGGCGACGGGAAUUUAUCGUGCUUUUCGACCAAAACCGUUAAAAUCGACUGGUGGCUGGAGGUGGCGCCGCAUGUGCUGUGUUCCUGUAGUGUUAUUAUUCGAACUGGGCGUUUUGGGUAUGAUUACUACAGCAUCGCUUUCAAUAGUCUAUUCGGAAUACGCAGCAGACGGACGAGACGAAAUAGCAGUAGCUAUUUAUAUUCUGAUCGGUUUUCUCCUGGCUGGAACGAUCGCUAAUUUGCAUGCAUGGUCUAAGCUGGUUGGAGCACUAUUCAUGUCACAAGGGAAACAUCUAAAACGAGCAUUCAAUUGCAAUGAGGCUGCUUCACUAACGGCAUUAGGAGCGGAAGUCAGUCUCAUGACUGACAUGGUCCGAUGCUUAGAUGCGUUCACUAAUCAACAGAGUCGACUGGUCGGAGUCGUUGACGCCCUAGAUUCUUGCGAUACUGAACGUACUCUAACUAUUUUGAAUGCAGUUCAAACUCUUCUAUCAGGACCGCAACGCCCAUUUGUUUUGUUAUUGGCCGUUGAUCCGCAUGUGGUUGCAAAAGCUGCAGAAGCUAAUAGUAAACGCUUGUUUACUGAAGGUGGAAUUGGAGGGCAUGAUUUCCUGCGAAACUUGGUACAUCUCCCAGUAUAUUUGCAAAAUUCGGGGCUACGAAAAGUACAACGAGCUCAAAGUACUGCACUGGCAACCUAUCGCAGGAUAAUACCGGAUUCCAGCAGAGAUGACGAUACACACUUAGGACAUUCUGCUUCAGCACGGAGACUGUCGAAUGCAUCGGAAAUCAUGUCCAGUCAAGAAAAACUUAGAGGAAUGUCGGGUCCAUCGAGAACAGGAAGUAAAAAGAUGAGAGUUUCGGAAUCAAUUGCUAGUUCCAUUGGAUCAAACUUACACAAACUGGGCCAAAAUCAUCCUGUCGACUUGUCAAAGAUCAUUCUUACUGACGACUACUUCAGUGACGUGAAUCCACGUAGCAUGAGGCGAUUGAUGAAUGUUAUUUACAUUACGGUGCGAUUGUUAAAAGCGUUUCAAAUCGAUUUUAGUUGGUAUCGUUUAAGUUCCUGGAUAAACCUGACAGAGCAAUGGCCUCUACGUGCAAGUAUGAUCGUUUUAGAACAUGAUCAAGCAUCUGAUAGUUUCGAUGAUUCAACGUCACUGCAAUCAGUUUAUGAUAAGGUCCGGCCAAAAAUCGCCUGUCUCCGAGAGGCUGCUAACUUACUCGAUCUUGACCGCGACGAACGUAAAUUAGAUGCUUUCUUACAGCUUCAUAAAUCGGAUCUCCUAGUAUCGGAUUUGCGUAUAUUCUUGCCAUUUACAAUCAACCUUGAUCCGUACCUAAGAAAAGUUCUGAAAGAAGACCAGCAAGCACUGGAAGAUGAAGGCAUACUAAUGCCUGCUAAAAACUCAAUCCCAUCAAUGAAACUACACAAUGGGUUCGCUUCCACGAGACAUUUACAUCAGAAUAUCAUGCACCCCGCCGCCCAACAUGCUAACGCCCUUCCCAAUUGGGGAGGAUUUUACAAUACACCGCCGACUAUGGCUAUGAUGAACUAUUACAAUCAUAACCUAGCCAGCCUUCUGCAGCCUCCAGAUACCGGUAGUCUUAAAAAACCAAAUUCCACUAGCAUACUAAUCGAACAUGCAAAUGAUAAUCAUUCCAAUGGCCUAUCAUCCUUAACUGGAAGCUUCAAAAAUACAACUAAGAAUCCCUCUACGGUUGGUUCACCACCAAUCGAUUUUGACGUGUCUAAUCUUCAACUUGCCAAACUAUCCGUAGAGGAUCUAAUAGACUUAAUCGGUAAAAUUAAUGAUCUUAGGCCGGCUCUGGAAAAGCUGUCUCCUAUAUUGCGCGAAAACGCUAUUUCGGGGCGAGUGUUGUCUUUAUGCAGUUUAGACGAACUCAAAUCAGUGCUUGGUCUGAGCUUUGGACAUUGGGAAAUUUUUAAAAUGGUUAUUACUUCUCUAAGAGAAAAUAAAGCCUCGAGGAAAACGUCGAAGACGACAACCUUUGCAAAUGGUUCGGCUGAUACCAUGGAAAUGGCGGACAACAUUGCCAAUUCAAGCCAGCCGUCUACAUCCUCUUCUGUAUUCCAGCCUAUCAGACAAAAGCCUCAGAACGUUAUGGAAAAACAGCUUACCAAGAUUCACGAUUAUGAAUAUUUACAGGUCACACUUGAAGAACAAAUGAUUUGCGGUGCUCUACAAACCCUCAACGAGGAUGCAUUCGAAGACGUCGUCGGGAGCGAACGACCUAGUCCCAGUGGUGAGAUGUUUUCUCAGUAUCUAGCACCAAUCCGAGAGAGCUCAGAGAUUGGUUCACCGCCGAGGCUAAGCUAUAACUUCACUAACCCCAAUUUACUUGAUCACGCAUCCAACGCUACUGGCGAAGAUUCAUUCCAACAUCGCUCCCAACUUAGGUCACAUAGCCUGCACGACGAGUCUCUUUCCAGUGUUGUAAUUAUGCCACACUACCCAUCCCACGUCGAUGAUACCAAACUGUAGCCAAAUUUUCCUGUUUUUUUUUAAUUUAGUGAAAAUAGUUUAUGACGACGCCGUGCGUUUCUUUCGAUCGACGUUUUUGUAGCGAGUUUUCUAGUAGAUCUAGAUCAUUUGUUGAAAAUUGUCAUUCCAAUACGUACUUAAAAUGCGAUUAUAAAGCCAAUGAAAAUCACAACAUAAAAGACAUCGUUUGGGAAUGAAAAACGUUUUGCAAUAAUGUUUAAUGAUUUUCACGCCCUUUGUGUUAGGCUAAUCCUAUUCAUCCAAAUGUCAUUACCGUAGAGGAUUUCUUUUUCAAUUAAAAUCGACCGCAUUGAGUGAUAACGUGGUGUACAUCUAAUCAAACAGAAUAUAUGAAUACGAUGCAACCGA
Molecule: messenger RNA, 6387 nt
Organism: Malaya genurostris
Lineage: Eukaryota; Metazoa; Arthropoda; Insecta; Diptera; Culicidae
Gene: Arms
Product: kinase D-interacting substrate of 220 kDa
Exons: 10
Coding region: 1255-6018 (1587 amino acids)
Molecular function (GO): protein binding
Source: RefSeq, a predicted model, not a curated record